Messenger RNA from Marmota flaviventris (yellow-bellied marmot), 3228 nucleotides. NCBI's taxonomy places the organism in Eukaryota, Metazoa, Chordata, Mammalia, Rodentia, Sciuridae. The record is from RefSeq and is a predicted model, not a curated record.
UCAGAUCACCAAAACAUGGAAAUUGAGGUGUCUGUUACAGAAUGUAAAAGCGUUCCUGGAAUCACCUCUACCCCCCAUUCCGUGGACCACCCCUCCCCAUUCUAUUCACCCCCUCACAAUGGCCUCCUCCCUGAUCACCAUGAGUCCCUGGAUAAUGAUGUGGCCAGAGAGAUCCGAUAUCUAGAUGAGGUGCUGGAGGCCAACUGCUGUGAUUCUUCGGUGGAGGGAACCUACAACGGGACAUCCUCCCCAGAGCCUGCUGUGGCCACCCUGGCGGGCAGCCUGAGCCCACCAGCCCACCCAGCCACCCAGCCAGAACCUGCCGAGGGAGCCGCGGGCAGGCAGGCACCCCCGCACAUUGAGCUCAGCAGAAGCCCCUCUGACACCAUGGCCGAGACGGAAAGAGUGAAUGGCCAUCCCCCCGACCAGCCCCGGGACACACUAGGGGACAGCCUGCAGGCCCCUGCGAGCCCCAGCUCCUCCACCAGCUCCCGCUGUUCUUCCCGAGACGGGGAGUUCACGCUCACCACCCUGAAGAAGGAGGCCAAGUUUGAGCUGCGCGCCUUCCACGAAGACAAGAAGCCCUCCAAGCUCUUCGAGGAGGACGAGCGUGACAAGGAGCAGUUCUGUGUGAGGAAGGUGAGGCCCUCGGAGGAGAUGCUGGAGCUGGAGAAGGAGAGGAGAGAGCUCAUCCGGAGUCAGGCCGUGAAGAAGAAUCCCGGCAUUGCUGCCAAGUGGUGGAAUCCCCCGCAGGAGAAGACCAUCGAGGAGCAGCUGGACGAGGAACACCUGGAGUCGCACAAAAAGUACAAGGAGCGCAAGGAGAGGAGGGCCCAGCAGGAGCAGCAGCAGCUGCAGCAGCUGUUGCAACAGCAGCAGCAGCAGCAGCAACAGCAGCAGCCCCCUCCAGAGCUCUGCACAGCCCCUGCUUCCGCUCAAGAACGUCCAGGCGGGACUGAAAAGGAGGACAUUGUCACAGAACAGAUUGACUUCUCUGCCGCUCGCAAACAGUUCCAGCUGAUGGAGAAUUCCAGGCAGACGGGGGCCAAGGGCCAGAGUACACCCCGGCUGUUCUCCAUCAAGCCUUUCUACAGGCCUCUGGGGUCCAUCCACUCGGACAAACCCCCGACCAUCCUGAGACCGGCUUCUAUUGGGGUAGCUCCAGAGGACAGUGGCGUGUCUGCAGCCAAGGGGCAGAAAGCCCCCUGUACGCUGGAGAGCCAGUUGGCGGGAGGAGGCCCUGGCAGCACCGCCCCUCAGGGAAAGGAAGGGCCCUACAGCGAGCCCUCCAAACGCGGGCCCUUAUCUAAACUGUGGGCCGAGGACAGUGAGUUUACCAGCGCCCGGGCCGUCCUCACCGUGGUCAAGGAUGAUGAGCAUGGCAUUUUGGAUCAGUUCUCGAGAUCGGUCAAUGUCUCUUUGACCCAAGAGGAGCUUGACUCAGGUUUGGAUGAGCUGUCGGUGAGGUCCCAGGACACCACGGUCCUGGAGACCUUGUCCAACGACUUCAGCAUGGACAACAUCAGUGACAGUGGGGCGUCCAACGAGACAACCAAUGCCCUCCAGGAAAACUCCCUGGCUGACUUCUCUCUGCCUCAGACUCCACAAACAGACAAUCCCUCUGAGGGCCGAGAGGGCGUCUCCAAGUCAUUUAGCGAUCAUGGUUUCUAUUCCCCGUCCUCCACACUGGGGGACUCCCCGUCGGUGGAUGAGUCCUUGGAAUAUCAGGCUGGUCUCCUGGUGCAGAAUGCCAUUCAACAAGCCAUAGCCGAGCAGGUGGAUAAGGCCACGCCCCAGGCCAGCGAGCCUGGAGCAGAGCAGGGGAGACCUGACACAACCCUCGAGGGAGCUGAAACCAGAGCUGCUGGCCCCGAGAAGCCCCAGAGCAUGUUUGAGCCACCUCAAGUGUCCUCUCCUGUUCAAGAGAAAAGGGAUGUAUUACCAAAGAUUCUGCCUGCAGAGGACAGGGCUCUCAGGGAAAGGGGGCCCUCCCAGCUACCACCAACCGUGCAGCCCAGUGGCCCAGUCAACAUGGAGGAGACCAGGCCCGAGGGGGGCUAUUUCAGCAAGUACUCGGAGGCUGCUGAGCUGAGAAGCACAGCCUCCCUCCUGGCCACUCAAGAAUCCGACGUGAUGGUUGGGCCCUUCAAGUUGAGGUCAAGGAAGCAGCGGACGUUGUCCAUGAUCGAAGAAGAGAUCCGAGCAGCCCAGGAGAGGGAAGAGGAGCUGAAGCGGCAGAGACAAGUCUUGCAGAGUGCACCGAGCCCCAGGACCAGGAACGCCCCAUCGCUGCCCUCCCGAACCACGUCCGGCUACAAAACCGCCCCAGGGAAAAUAGAGAAAGUCAAACCUCCUCCAUCCCCCACAACCGAAGGCCCCAGCUUGCAGCCUGACUUAGCCCCCGAAGAGGCUGCCGGAACCCAGCGGCCCAAGAACCUGAUGCAGACCCUCAUGGAAGACUAUGAGACACACAAAUCUAAAAGGCGCGAGAGAAUGGAUGAUAGUAGUUACACCUCUAAGUUACUGUCUUGCAAGGUGACCUCUGAGGUCCUUGAGGCCACACGGGUUAAUCGAAGGAAGAGCGCACUGGCCUUGCGCUGGGAGGCAGGGAUCUACGCCAACCAGGAGGAAGAGGACAAUGAAUAAACUUCCUUCGGCCCGGGAAACUUCUUUGGUGCUUGGGAUACCAAGAAACCAAGAAAUGAUCACAUCAAAGCAUUUUGAUGGACUAUUUAUUAAAGUGCAUACAAACUCAGCAAUCCUUCUGUAGACCAGAAACUGCAACACACAACGAUGAAGAAUAAAGCAAAAAGGGGGUCCACCCGUCGAAUUCUGAGACCCAGGAGUCAGAAGAGAAAGGAUUUCUUUGUGACUCAAAGAAGCCUCUGGAUUUGGACCAGUCCACAAUUGAUCCAAAAAGACAAAGACAUUAUAAGAUUUGCUGAGGGCAGACCUUUGACCAGCCUUGGUGGGUGAUGAGGACAGACAGUGAGGAUAAGUCCAUUCGUGAGCUGUAGGGCCCAGGCUGUUGCCAUCUGUGUGGCACAGGGUAUUUCUCUGCUCUGGCUUCCCACCCCUUGCUCGUGGCAUCCAAGGUGUUGGAUUAGCGCCAUUUUCUCCAGCCGCCAUACAAUGAAUGGUGUUCCUCUCUGUGGUUGCCCCAAAGAGGCAGUUAUGAUAAUAUUUCUCUUACAUUUGAUUAUUUUUAAUUGGGAGCAAUUAAUGAUU